UACAUGUAUUCAUCUGUCUUCCUUGCGGAUGUACACACAUACGGACGGAUCCCCGAUAUCCACCACGGACGGACGUUUCAUCAUGUUUCUUGUUUUAAAAGUUGUUGUAUGAUCGGUGAUGAUCGGAUGCACGGAAUCGUACGAGAAAGAAACCAUGACAACAACGGUGGAGUCAGAAUGGUUUCCUGAGGAGAAAUACAAGGUACAGAAAACAUGGCUGCAAAGUUUCUGUACACGGGUGCUGAAGACAGGACCUGUCCCCAAACACGUGGCGUUCAUCAUGGACGGCAACAGACGAUUCGCUAAGAAAAAAUCUGUUGAGAAAGCAGAGGGACAUCUCAUGGGAUUUCAUAAGUUGUCAGAGACACUGCAGUGGUGUUUGGAUUUUGACAUCAAGGAAGUUACUGUGUAUGCCUUCAGUACAGAAAACUUCAAACGCUCUAAGGAAGAGGUAGAUGGCCUGAUGGAGCUGGCCAGGCAGAAAUUUGUGAAGUUACUCCAAGAAAAGGAACAAAUAAUGAAGCAUGGCGUCUGUGUACGAGUACUCGGUGAGCUACAUCUACUACCUCGAGACGUACAAGAAGUCGUAGCUGAAGCGAUGUACAUGUCAAGAAAUAAUACAAAUGCUAUAUUAAAUGUAUGUUUAGCGUACACGUCUAGAAACGAGAUCACCAAUGCAAUGAAGGAGAUGGCUCAAGGAGUCGAAGAUGGAUGUCUUAGACCAAGUGACAUUUCCGAGGGACUUCUUGAGAAGUGUCUGUACACAAGUCAGUCUCCAGACCCUGACCUGUUAGUAAGGACGUCAGGCGAAGUCAGACUCAGUGAUUUCUUACUAUGGCAGAGCAAUUACUCUGUGUUGUCCUUCGUCGAGGUGCUGUGGCCAGAGUUUACAAUAUGGCAUCUCUACUCGGCAAUUCUUCACUAUCAACAGAACUACGCUGCCGUUAUGGCCGUCAGAGAGGCAAACAGGCAAGAGCAAGAAGAGAGGCAGGCACGGUCCGACUUGAAAUGUGCCCUCCAAGAAGCGGACAACAGUCUUCACCACGACCGACAAAGUCCCACAAACGUCCAGAAGUGUGUACGACACUACACACAAGAAAGGGAGGCUCGAGUAACUAAUUUCUUAAAACGCCUACAGCAGAGGAGAGACCAGUAUAUAUGUAGUCUAUUACCUAAGGAAAGUGAAAAAGCCACACCCAAUGCCAAGUUAACAACGCCCUCCUGAAAACAGAAAUUGAAAAAUAUUGAUUUUGCAGGUUUUGGAUUUGCAGGCGUGGUAAUCUUUCUACUUAAAGACACUGGAAACUAUUGGUAAUUGUCAAAGACCAGUCUUCUCACUGAGUGUAUCUCAACAUAUGCA
This is a messenger RNA of Asterias rubens (European starfish), 1360 nucleotides long. Its product is annotated as dehydrodolichyl diphosphate synthase complex subunit DHDDS-like. Bases 119 to 1225 code for a protein of 368 amino acids. The transcript has 8 exons. NCBI's taxonomy places the organism in Eukaryota, Metazoa, Echinodermata, Asteroidea, Forcipulatida, Asteriidae. The record is from RefSeq and is a predicted model, not a curated record. Gene Ontology annotation, biological process: polyprenol biosynthetic process. Gene Ontology annotation, cellular component: dehydrodolichyl diphosphate synthase complex; endoplasmic reticulum. Gene Ontology annotation, molecular function: ditrans,polycis-polyprenyl diphosphate synthase [(2E,6E)-farnesyl diphosphate specific] activity.